This is a messenger RNA of Quercus robur (English oak), 807 nucleotides long. RefSeq lists its product as uncharacterized. Bases 1 to 807 code for a protein of 268 amino acids. The transcript is spliced from 2 exons. Lineage: Eukaryota; Viridiplantae; Streptophyta; Magnoliopsida; Fagales; Fagaceae. The record is from RefSeq and is a predicted model, not a curated record.
AUGGCACCAAUUUUAGAUUGCAUGAAGGCUAGUAAGUUUUUGUGGACAACUGAAGCCACAAAGGCGUUUCAUCAGAUCAAGGAAAAGCUUACUACAGUGCCUAUUCUAGCUCUUCCUGAUUUCUCUCAACCAUUUAAGUUACAUUGUGAUGCAUCCAAGGUUGGAAUUGGAGCUAGUUCUUAUUUGGCCUAUUAUGAGUUUGUCCUCUAUUCUGAUCAUGAUGCUUUAAAGCAUAUCAAUAGCCAAGACAAGCUCUCAUCUCGGAAUGCAAUUUGGGCUGCUUAUAUUCAACAAUUUUCUUUUGUCAUCAAGCAUAAAUCCGGAGCAUUGAAUAGAGUGGCAGAUGCUCUUAGUCGAUGGGCCUCUUUGCUCAUCACAAUGCAAACCAAAGUGCUGGGGUUUGAUUUAUUUCAUGAGUUGCUUUCUAGUGACCCAUACUUUGGCCCUAUACUGAAUGAUGUGGCAACAAGAAAGCGGUUCGACCUCCUUAUACACAAUGGUUUCCUUUUUAAAGGGAAUCAACUAUGCAUUCCUGAUAGUAGCCUACGCUUAAGGGUUAUUCAAGAGUUGCAUAAUGAAGGCCAUAUGGGACGUGAUAAAACCAUGAAGCUUGUGACAAACUCUUACUUUUGGCCAACCAUGCGAAAGGAGAUUACCAAGUUUGUUGAGAGGUGUCGUAUUUGUCAAGUUUCCAAGGGCACUACAACCAAUGUUGGCCUAUAUAUGCCUCUUCCCAUACCAGACCAGCCAUGGAUUUCAUGUCAGUAUGGAUUUUAUCUUGGGAUUACCGCAUACACAACGAGGUAA